GUUGAUGCAGAAGCUGACUGGCGAGUUACACAGGCAAACCCGAUGGUUCGUCCAGCGACUCGAACCAGCGAUGAUGCUUGUGCACAAACAGAACUCUUUUCUAAUUUUUUGUGUGGACUUGCCUGUCGAGACAACUGGUUUACUUCUCGAGGCAGCCGUCCAGAACAGUUGCGCUUCAAUUCUCUUUGUCUGCAAGCCUCCUUUUCUCUUGUCCACUACUUCACCCCUCUGCAUCUUCUCCUUUCAUUUCCGCCCACUUUCCAACUCCCCUCACUUCAUCAGUGUCUUUCUGCUCAUUCGCUUUCUCAUAUCUCGGUUCAUCUCGAGAUUAUCCCAGAGACUUUGAUUUCAAGGCCAUGCCAUUUAAGUCUCCCUCCUGUUUAUACCCGAGAGUCUCUGAGCCCGGCCACCGUCUUCGGUCCUGUCAAUGGCUACCUGGACGGAUAA
Protopolystoma xenopodis is the source of this 447-nucleotide messenger RNA. Lineage: Eukaryota; Metazoa; Platyhelminthes; Monogenea; Polystomatidea; Polystomatidae. The record is from the annotation of a GenBank genome assembly.